AAGUGGCCGGAUAUUGAUGUUUUCUUUGUUGCAUUACGGAUUGCGGUGUGAUGCCCGGCAUAUUUUGUAAUAAUUUCGUUUAUAGAAGAUUGCGGAAUUUAUAAGUAGCAUGUCGGAUGAGUAGAAAGGCAGUGCAUUAGCUUGGAACCAGCCACUAGCAGUUAGCUUGUGGGAUGUUAGCUAGCUGGCUAACACACAGUGGGCUGCUAAAGUGUUCAGAGAGUCCAGUGAGCCACUGGGCUAAUCGGAGUACUGGAUAUUGCACAGUAUAGGCAGUCUUCUGAUUGAGAGAUUUUCGAUGUGAUUGUCCUGUGAUUACAUACAGAUAAUCAUGGGCAAAAGAAAAGUGCCAGAUUUGUAUCGUGCCCCUUUCCCUCUCUACACUGUUAAAAUCGAUCCUAAAACUGGACUCAUCAUUACUGCUGGAGGGGGCGGAGCAUCCAAGACCGGCAUUAAGAAUGCAGUGCAAUUCCUUGGUUUAGAGCUAGUGGGAGGACAACACAGUGCCACUCUGCUGCACUCUCAUGACACUGGAUCAUGUGCCACCAUGAACAUGGCACUGGGAGGAGAUGUGAUCGCUGCUGGACAAGAUGGCAACUGCAGCGUGAUGCGCUUCAGGCAACAGGGCCCUAAAGAGGGACGAUCAGCUGCGCCGAAGGAUGGAUCUGGGGAGCAUGGAAAUGCCAGGAAGAGAGGGCCGAAAAGCCAGAGUGGUGGUGGUGGUGGUGGUGAUGUUCCCCAGACGAAGGACAAGUCUGUGCAGAUAACAGUGGACAAGGUUGGACAGGUGCAGUCAGACCUCAGCCCUCAGGACCCGCUGCAGAAAUGUGUGCGCUUCAGCUCUGACCUGAAGCUUCUUCUCACAGGAGGAGCCGACGGUUAUGUGAGAGUGUGGGAGUAUCCCUCCUUGAAAGAGAAGUUGAACUUCAAAGCGCACCAAGAUGAAAUAGAAGACAUCGACAUCAGCCCUGAUAACAAGCGCAUCGUGACAGCAGGGCGAGAUUUUGCGUGUAGUGUAUGGAGUGAUGAUCAGCUCAUGCUGGGUUUACGUUGGCAUGACCACAUGCCCCAUAUUACAGAGAAGAUGUAUCGCUACCAGUCUUGUCGGUUUGCUAAGGUCGAGGACCAAAAAGAUGCUUUAAGACUGUACACGGUGCAGAUUCCCCACAAACGAGAGCGUAAACCACCACCAUGCUACCUCACGAAAUGGGAUGGCAGGAGCUUCUUGCCCCUGCUUACUAAGCCAUGUGGCAAUGAAGUGAUAUCCUGUUUGAGUGUGAGUGACUCUGGAACCUUUCUUGGCCUCGGUACAGUCACAGGAUCAGUAUCCAUCUACAUCGCAUUCUCACUGCAGAAGCUGUACUACGUACAGGAAUCCCAUGGCAUUGUGGUGACAGACCUGGCGUUCUUGCCUGAUGCCCCCAAAAGCAAACCUGUAAAGGGAAAUAAUGAAGUAGCCAUGCUGAGUGUGGCUGUGGACAGUCGCUGUCAGUUGCAUACCGUGGCCAACCGGAGAUCUGUUCCGAUAUGGCUGGUGUUGUUCCUGUGUAUUGCACUGCUUGUGGGUGUCAUCCUGUUGCUGCAGCAUUUCUUCCCAGGGUUCAUUUAAAGAUGUGGUCGAACACAGCGAACCUCUCUCUCUCACCAGGGAGCAAAUCGGCUUUCGCGGCGUGCAGCAAAAUGAAUAGAACACAACCUAAUGUCAAGCAUGGAAUAACUGUACUUAUGGUGAACUUUCUGAUAUUGGAGCGACAUUUUAACUGAAGAAUCAUCUCAGGAGCAUGCGUUUAUGCUAGGAAUAGUUAGGAAUGAAGAUCUGGGGUUUUUACUCUGUGAUGGAGCCAUCUUUGUCUGUCCAUGUGUCUACAAUCAUCUUUGCAGUGCUAAUACCUGCAUGUACAACAGACUGAACAGGAAGAGGAAAAAUAAUUUUUGAGAAGGUCUCAACAUCUGUUCAUUCUGCAGAUACUGUAUAAUGCAUUUAAUUUAAUACACGGAGAAAGACACAUCAUUAGAUAAUUUUAGUUAUUUAAGCUAGAUGGAAAUAUAGAAUUAUGGAAAAAAAUCUUUUUGAAUCUGCCAGGUGCCUUUAUCACUCUGUUGCUGUUUGAUCCAGUGGAAGUAUCUCUGUCUUUAUCAUGCUAGAGUUCAUGCAAAAUUAAUGGAAUGUGAUCUGUGUCAGACAAAUAUGGUUUACAAUGGAGUAAAAAAAAAAAAUUGCAUACAUGCAAUUCAUAUUUAUUUUGAAAUUAGUUAAGGUGCUACCUAAGCAGUUUCAUGAUUACUUGUUCAUAGCCCCAGUAAUGUAUUUAAAAAUAUAAUUUGAUAGAAUAUUUUAUAUUUUUGAAUUAUUUUCCAUUAUACUUUUUAAUAAUUGGCAAUAAAAAUGGUAAUAACUAAUAUGGACUAAAACAAAUUUUACUCACACAUUUCAUGAUUGAACUUCAUAGAUCUAGGAUCUUGCUGUUUAUUGUGUUUGUAAGUUUUAAGUGAGCACUUUCCUGAAACCUUUCUUUUAAUUGUUUUACAUAUAUAAAACUAUUAUACAGUAUAUAAUAGAAAAAUUGCAUUCCUCCACUAGAGGCCAGUACGGCUUCAUUUAGGAGCCACAUUGAGCUGAACUGGGCAAAUAUGUUAUAAGGACGAAUAUGAAAUAAAAGUUAAUUAUUUAUUCUUUUCACUCAAUUUUCACUUCCAGAAAAAUGACCAUAUUUAGCAACAAGUAGAAUAAAUAGUUAGAACACUUUAUUUUAUUGGUUAAACACAUCAGAUGCACUAUUACUAUAAGUCACUAUUACUAUAAAUCUCUUAAUCAGAAAAUCUAAAUGUCUGUUGAAAGGCAUUGCCACUUACAUCGAGUAACCAAGCAGGUUAUCGCUUGUGUACUGCAACAAUCAAAAAAUUUGUUUAUAUAGGAAUCAUAGAAAGGGUGUGUAGCGUGUAGCAUAUAACAUUUCUCAAUCCUGAUUCUGUUUUCUACACAAUACACAUUUUGGUGUUUUACCAACACACAUGACUCAGCACAUCAGUUAAUACACAGCCUUUCAUAAGUUUAAAACUCAUCAGGGAUAAACAAUACAAGUUCAGUGCAGAGAGACUUAGACACACUCUCAUAGUCCUUACCUCUUAGUGUGUACUGCUUAACUUAUUAAACUUAUUAACGCUUUUAACUUUAUUUUUAAUUUAGUACAGUUUGCUUUUACAGAUAUAAGCUGCCCAAGAGAGUCUACUGCUGCAUAUUUUAAUACUGGGAUGAACAGUUCCAGCACAGAUUAGUUAUUUCUCUGCUUGAGCUGGUGAAUUGAAUCAGGUGUUUUUGAGCAGGAAAAAUCACAACAUUUGUGUAGGAUUCUGGCUCUUCUGGCCUGGUUUUGCAACACCUGCUCUAAAGACGUCACUUAACAAUGAUCUGCUGGAUAAUUAUGAUGAAUUAAAACCUUUUCCAUAACUGCAUUAAACAGGCUUCAAUUGCUGUGUUUAUUCAUACUUGUUUUCCAUUUCUGUAAGUCCUCUUUGAUCCUUCAGGGCCACAGAACUGAUGAAUAUUAAUGAAGUGUCUCAGUAAAGGACAGGGCUGCAGGGCCAAAAUCCACAAACGUUCGGUCCAACAGGAACUCAGUCUGAUAACGUCUGUCUUUGUGAGUGGAAAGCAGUCAGAGCAGCUGUGCCUUCACACAGGGCAGAUGAGAGAAAAUUAUUCAUCCAGUUCGCUCAAAAGAUAUCCUCGUAAUGUUCAUAAUUUACAAUGUGCAGACUUUUUGUUGUGAGAAAUUUUCCAGAAUCAGAAGUUCUUUUAAAGUUAUCCUUGACUAUAAGCACUUGAGACAACUGAACAUUGAGCACAUUCUUUCCAGCGGUGAAGUGAGAAGGACAAAACAACUAAUUCACCAGUGACUGCCUUCUUUGUAAAAACUUUGUAUAUGGAGCCAAGCUAAGUAAGUGCUGCUUCCAAAUCUUAAGAUGAAUAAACCACCAUUUACAAGCUAGCAGUUAAAUGCACAAUCUUGUAUAAAGUGGUCUUUUUACAGCAUUCAACACCUUCACCUUAACAAAUCUUAAUUUGUUCUGUCCAGUUAAACACUUCGCCAAAGCUUUUAUUGGGCUUAAUGGCCUUUAAGUGCAAGUUAUUUCCCCCCACUCUCUUUGAUGAAACCUGACACUUGUCCAAGUAGAUGGGUGUUUAUGUUGGUCACCUACAGUUCCUCUUUGUGCUUUCUCACUGCUUUUUAUUUCUACAGGCACAGGAAGGCUUUUAAAGGUUGCCCAUGUUGCUAAGAUACGCUGAAAGAGUCGUGUCCAAACCUGGAUUGCAUUCUACCAUGAUAAGUAACAAACUGUGGCUAUGUCUUACCAGGGCAUUAGCAAAGAGACCAGGACCAAAAGCACAUAGCACAACCUUAAAUAGGUCUGCUCCAGUCCCCUCUAAAAGUAUUGAAAGGGCAAGGCCAAUUCUAAUAUUUUUGCUAUACACUGAAGACAUUUGGGUUUGAGAUCAAAAGAUGAAUAUGAGAAGAUAGAUCAGAAUUUCAGCUUUCAUUUCCUGAUAUUUAUAUCUAGAUGUGUGAAACAACAUAGAACAUGGCACCUUUUGUUUGAACCCAUCCAUUUUUCAAGUGAUCAAAAAUAAUGGAACAGGUGUUUCUUGUUGCCCAGGUAUGCCCUGUUAGAUUGAUUGUCUAAACAAUUAAUAGCUCUGAAUGUCUACUCUUGGUUUGAACCCUGGGUUUCACCUGUGAAGACUGCAUUUGUUAAAAACAGGAUAAACCAACAGGAUGAUGAGAGAGCUGUUUAUGGGAGAAAAGCAAGACAUUUUGAAGCUGAGAAAAGAGAGAAAAUCAGAGCCAUUGCACAAGCAUUGGGCAUAACCAAUACAAUAAUUUUGUCCAGAAAAAAAAGGAAACCACUGGUGUACUAACAACCUGACAUGAAACAGAUCAGCCAAGGAAAACAACAGCAGUUGAUGACAGAAACAGUGAAAGAACUGUGAAGAAAAACCCCAAAACAAUAGUCAGUGACAUCACCAACAACCUCCACAGGUCAAGGAUGAAAGUAUCACAAUCUAUCGUUUGAAGAAGACUUCGAUAUCAGAAAUGUAGAGGCCAUACCACAAGAUGCAAACCACUCAUCAGCAGUAAGAAUCGGAAGGCCAGAUAGGAAUUGGCAAAGAAAUACAGAGAUUAAUCUCUACCAAAGUGAUGGAAAGGUCAAAGUGUGGAGAAAGAUAAGAUCUGCUCUUGAUCCAAAACAUACGAGCUCAAUGGUCACAGUGGAGGUAGUGUCAUGGCUUGGGCUUGCAUGACUACUUCUGGAACGGGUUCACUAAACUAUUGAUGAUGUAACUCAUGAUGGUAGCAGCAGAAUGAAUUCAGAAGGCCACAGAAACAGUCUGUCUGCCAAAUUACAGAGAAAUGUACCCAAUCUAAAUGGGAGUAACUUCAUCAUGCAGUAAGACAAUGACCCAAAACACACAACAAACAACUUCAUCAGGGGAAAAAAGUGGAAGGUUUUAGACUGGCCAAGUCAAUCACCAGACCUUAACCCAACUGAGCAGCAUUUCACCUCCUGAAGAGGAGACUGAAACUCCCCCAAAACAAACAACAUCUGAAAGAAGCUGUGGUACAAACUUGGACAAGCAUCACAAAAGAAGAAUGCAACAGUUUGGUGAUGUCAGAGGGUUGCUGGCUUGAUGCAGUUAUUGCAAGCAAGGAAUAUGCAACCAAAUAUUAAGUGUUAUUUACUUUAAGACUAUCUAUUCCAAUACUUUUGCUCACCUGAAGAUUGGGUGGUCUGCCACCAAAGGUGCCAUGUUCUAAGUUGUUUAACACAUACUACUUGUAAAUAUC
Pangasianodon hypophthalmus (striped catfish) is the source of this 5843-nucleotide messenger RNA. It is a transcript of the gene preb, whose product is annotated as prolactin regulatory element binding. The record is from RefSeq and is a predicted model, not a curated record. Bases 332 to 1609 code for a protein of 425 amino acids. Gene Ontology annotation, biological process: protein secretion. The transcript has 10 exons. Gene Ontology annotation, cellular component: endoplasmic reticulum membrane. Gene Ontology annotation, molecular function: guanyl-nucleotide exchange factor activity; GTPase activator activity; protein binding. Lineage: Eukaryota; Metazoa; Chordata; Actinopteri; Siluriformes; Pangasiidae.